UUAGUUCAGGUAAAAUGGCAACACUGAAGGCAUAUCUGACCAGCAAAGAUGGACCGGAUUAUCCUCUUGUGCGUGGUUUCCACCUGUCUCUCAGCUGUACAUGCCCAGAAAUUUUUGUUCAGCCCAAAAUGGGGCCCCAUUGGCUAUAAAGAGCGUGAGGAGAACGGUGAUGGGACAGCAAUGGAUGAAAUCAUUAAAGCUAAUGAGUUCCAAGCUUCCAGAAUCAUUGACGGCACUACUAGUCUCAGAGAGGGAGACAUUGCUGUUUCUGCUGGAAGGCGCUCCAAAGUCUGCUUUGCACGGAGCUGCCUCUGGUCUAAGUCAGUUGAUGGACAUGUCUACAUUGCAUACAGGCUCUCACCUGAAUAUUCUGAAAUGGAGACAAAGCUGAUAAAGAAAGGGAUGGAGAACAUAGAGAAAGGUACCUGUGUGCGGUUUGUUCCUCGGACUCACCAGCGAGACUACGUCGACAUCCAGCCAAAGUCUGGGUGUUGGUCCUACCUUGGUUCGCGUGGUGGAAGACAGACCAUAUCUCUCCAGAGCCCUGACUGCCUCCAAACUGGAGUGAUUUCCCAUGAAUUCAUGCAUGCCCUGGGCUUUGUGCACGAGCAGUCUCGUUUUGACCGGGACAACUAUGUCACCAUCAUGUGGCCAAACAUUUGGAGGGAUCGUUUGAGGAAUUUUGAGAAAUUCAAGACUGACAGUCUGGACCUACCAUAUGACUAUGGUUCAAUCAUGCACUUUGGGAUGUAUGCCUACUCUCAGGAUGGGGAGCCAACCAUCAUUCCUAAGAACAGCAAGAACAUAAAACUGGGCCAGACAUCAACUCUCAGCCACAUUGACAGGCUGAAAAUCAACAAGCUUUAUAAAUGUGGUGACAAGGAUGAUUACUAACCAAACUGAGUGUGGAUGAAACAGGAGUCUACUAGAAGCUAAUAUUAUACUUCAAAAUUAAAUCAUGGAAACAAUUUCAAUAAAGAUUGAUUCACGCUUUCUAUCAGCAUUUCCGAUGUGUGCAUGGAAUUGUGUGAGUUUAAACGAGAUGUGUUGCUUAUGUUGAGAAGGCUGAGAAAGUUAUAGUGAAGCAGUGUUUGAACUAGCCAUCCAAGUGUCACCAUCUACCCUAUACGGCAUAAGUCAUUUCAUAAAUCAGUCAGAUAUGACUUGAUUGUGAAGAAAAUGUCAUCCUAAUUGCAUGCAAGCUUUACACCGCAGUAAAAUAAAGAAUCUGAAGAAUUAAAA
Molecule: messenger RNA, 1242 nt
Organism: Toxotes jaculatrix (banded archerfish)
Lineage: Eukaryota; Metazoa; Chordata; Actinopteri; Toxotidae
Gene: hce2l2
Product: low choriolytic enzyme
Exons: 9
Coding region: 49-894 (281 amino acids)
Biological process (GO): proteolysis
Molecular function (GO): zinc ion binding; metalloendopeptidase activity
Source: RefSeq, a predicted model, not a curated record